AUGGCUAAUGUGCGGGAUGCGUUGUGGGAGUCGGGUUAUGAUGAAUCAGUUGAGGUCAACCAACGCGCCCUAAUAGACAAGGUCCUUGCGCGAUAUUCUGGCGAGUUCACAGUGUUCCGCGAGCUGUUGCAGAACUCAGACGACGCAAGCGCUUCUGCGGUCGAGAUCCAUUUCGAAACGAAAGCCUACCUUGACCGCGAGAAUAACAAGGCUGAAACCGGUGAAGCAUCCGAUCUUGUUCCAGAGGCGGAGAGUUUCCCAGAUCUCAAGAACGCUGCGGUCCACCAGUGGACAUUCAAGAACAAUGGUAUCGUCUUCAGAGACGAGGACUGGAGCCGUCUAAAGAAGAUUGCGGAGGGCAAUCCAGACGAAGAGAAGAUCGGGGCCUUCGGCGUUGGAUUCUACAGUCUAUUCUCUGUGACCGAGGAGCCAUGGGUGUUUUCUGGAGGCCAGUGGAUGAACUUUUACUGGAAGGACAAGAAAGACCAGCUGUUCGCAAGGCGAGGAGUGCGCAAAGGCAUCGAGAACGACCCUUGGACUACAUUUCAGAUGGAGCUUCGGGAGCCCACACCCAUUCCUCAACCCUUCGAUUUUACUCGCUUCUUGGCAUCGUCUAUCACAUUCAUGCGACACUUGGUCGAUGUCAGCAUCUUCCUGGACGACAAGAGGCUUUCUCGUCUGACGAAGAAUCCAGGGAAACCCGUCUCGCUCGCUCUACCAAAAGGAUUGAAGCCAUCGAGUCCGUUGGGUACGAUGACUGUGCACGGCAUCAUGACAACUCCGCUAUCGAUAAAAGCCGAGGUCAUGGAGUGGGUCUACAUGGCAGGGACCGAAAAACCCCAGCCAAAGAAAGAAGUCCCCAAACCUACGUCUGGGGGUGGUGGUGGAUUCUUCUCGUCCCUCUUCUCCUCCUUUGGUGGCUCUGGAGCACCAUCACGAUCUAUCACUCCUACCCCCACCCCGUCUGUUCCCAAAGUCGACCCUAAAGCGAUCGUUGAGUCUAACGUCGUACUCUCCAUCUUCACCGCAGACAUCGCAGUCUCUUUGGAUCAGAAGAUGGUAACAGAGCUCAACCGUUCAACUAAGAAGAACCCUCCCACGAGGAUGAAAUACGAGCUCAUCUAUACCGGAAAGAAAGAGUACGACGCAAGUAAGAGCGAAGAUACAAAGCACGGGCGGCCCACAGGGAGUAUUUUCCAGGGCCUGCGUGCGGAUAUCGAUGGGACCGGCCAAGCAAAGGUUUUCAUCGGACAUUCCACAGCUCAGACCACGGGUCUCGCAGGGCACAUGUCAGCCCGAUUCAUUCCAACUGUUGAGCGAGAAUCCAUUGAUCUCGUGGAUCGUAAUGUUGCAGUUUGGAAUAAGGAACUGCUCUACAUGGGAGGGUACCUCUCGCGUGCCGCCUACGAGAUCCAAAUUUCUGCCGUCCAGCAUACAUGGGAUACAGCCCUGGCGGCCGCUAAGGUCAACUCGCCGGACGCCACCUUGGACGAAGAGCUUCGCGUCUCAUUGCGGGAUCAAGUCAUACAUGCGCUAAAGUUCUUUACAUUCCACGCAUCGACGCCAUCUUCAGUAGUCUCGCGUUUCCUCGAAGAGGCCUUCUUCGCAUGCGCCGUUACCAAGACUCUGUUCUCCGGUCGCAAGACUCAUUUCUACAUCAUGUCGUCCACAGGCGUACGUGACGCUUUUGACGUGCGCUACCCAGACGAGGCGUUCGAUGGUUUCAUGAAAAACCUCCCUAUCGUCCCAAAGGAAGUCUUGGAUCAAGCAUCCGCCAUCAUCGAUAAAUUGCGAGAGCAAGGCAUGCUCAAGGACAUCAACUUCAAGGAUGUCUUAGAGGAGCUCCGUGAUCGCCCGCUCACUCUGACGGAGAUGCAGGAGUGUUUUAAAUGGUGGAUCAAGCUAUACAAUCGGGGCAUGGCCGGUGUCACUGUCAGCCUGGACACUGUGCGAUCACAGCUACUGAAUGCCGCAGUCCUCACAAUCGAAGAAGCUGGCAAGCCGGGACAGAUUGUACCCCUCUCCAUCAUCGAAAGUUUCCUCAACUCUCGCACCAGUGGCUCCCUCAUCCCCACCGAUGGGCCGCUUCCCCCUCACCUUUUGCCUGUCUCCCUCUCCCGUCAUUUCGACCCUGCUCAUCUCAUGGCUGCUUUCGGCUGGCGCGAACUCAGCAUUACAGAGUGGCUUAAACAUAUCCACGACGUCCACCUGUCUCCUCAAUGGGCCGAGCGCGUGCUGAACGUUCUGGCGCGCGCGAGCCCGUCGCUGUCCAAGGGUCGUCUGGAAGAGACCAAGGCGUUGCUUAGCGAACACGCUUGUAUCCCGACUUCCGCUGGACUCAAGAGGCCAAGCGAAGCAUACUUCCAAAAUGCGCAUGUCUUCAGUGAUCUGCCGGUUCUGACCUUGCCUUCCGGUGCUGUGGUGAAAGGACCUAUGGAGAAGUUCCUGCAGACCAUUGGAGUUCGGAAACACGUCGACCUUCAGAUCGUCUUCGACCGGAUGAUCAAAACGGGAGACUGGACCAUCGCGGACCUGAUCAAGUAUCUUGUCGACGUUCAGAUGACGCUUACCGCCACCGAGCUCGAGCGACUGGAGAUGACGUCCGCAUUCCCUCGUGAGCUUCGAGAGGGCGAGAAGCUUCCUGAGAACGGCAAGCCCUUCCGUCAGAAGGCCUCCGAUCUCUAUGAGCCUCUGGAUGUAUUCAGAGAGCUCAAGCUGCCGAUUAUCGACUGGGGAAAGACCCAGAAAUGGCGCAGUAAUUCUCCAGAGGCCAAAUUCCUGUACAAGCUGGGCUUGCGACGCAACCCGCCACUGCCUGAGCUCAUUGGUCUGGCAGCUAACGACAAUGAGCCAGUGCGCAAGGCAGCUAUGAAGUACUUCUUUGAUCAUUAUGCCACCCAUUACGCGGACUAUGACCCCAACAACUUCUCGAACGUCGCAUUUAUCCCCGCGGUGCAAGGCGGCAAGAGCUGCGUGGCUCGACCGCACGAGGUGUUUUCAUCGCCGGAAUGGGCCACUCUUGGCUUCAUGGUCAUCGACCCGUCACUCAAAGGGGAGAGCCUUGUGCAUCUCAGGCUUCAAGAACACCCACCCGGGACGAAACUGGUUAACCUUUUGCACAGUUCACCGCCUUCCAGCGAGGAAAUAGGUGGACGGUGGUUCUCGAUUCUCGCGAGUCGCGUUAGCUCGUUUUCCUCUCACGAGCUCAGGGCUUUGUCUCAGAUGGCAUUUGUCCCUGUCAAGCGCCCCAACGGAAGUAUUCAACGUCUACCUCCUACACAGUGCUAUUUCAAAGGAGACUCGCAAGCACAAUUCCACUCGAAGUUGUUCACGUUCGUGGACUUUGGCGUGACAGCGAACGCUUUCCUGAGCGCGUGCGGCGUGAAGCACGAACCAUCGGUCGAGGAGAUUGCCAAGAUCUUGCUUGACAACCCAAGGCAGUUCUACGAGUUGGCUGAGGGUCGUGAGAACUAUCUCACCGAGCUUCGGAACAUUGCCGUCAACAGACGGCUGAUCUCUUCCGGUACCUUGGCGAGAUUGAAGCGCUCCCCCGUCCUGCUAUGCUCUCAGCGCAUCCGCAAGGCGAAGUCUCCCACAAUUCAGAAGUCGCCUAUGCAGACUAUGGAGGAACUCGAGGAGGAAGAUUGGGAGUAUCAGUAUGACCUGGCGACACCCGACAAGAUUGUGAUCGCGGACGAUACUCAUGCAUACCAGCUUUUCGGCGACGUCAUAUUCACAGCUCCACAGGAAGAUCUACUAGAAGAAUUUUACAUGGAGCUUGGCUGCAGACGAGUGAGCUCGACGGUGCGGGAAGAUUACAAUACCAGCGGUGAGGUCGUAGGCUCGCGCAAAGCGGCAGAGACUCGUGGUCUUAUCCUGGAACGCUUGCCGUUGUUCUUGCAUGAACACACGCACACGAAGACAAAGGUGUCCUACUCCUGGCUCAACAGCGACAAGAACUUCAUCGUCAAGACCUUCGGCAAGCUCACCGUCACCAAGACCCUGGACUACCGUGAGAAGAAAUUCUCCAAGAGUCAAGACGCAUCGGCCGUCGCUCGGAGAAUCAAUCGUGGUCCGAUCGAACUGUGGCUGGCAGGCAACGACCAAGUCGACAUGUACGAGGUAUCAACGUCGAUGUGCAGGCAUCUUUUCGACUCGCCCAAAGUCAACGAUGCUCUUCUGUUCAUGACUAUCCUGUCGACGGACCUGCGAGCACUACGUAGGAGAGGCUACAAUGUCGACCGCAUUCUUCGACAGCAGAAGGCGGAUCGUCUCGCUGCAGAAGAAGCUCGUGCAAAAGCCAAGGCUGCCAUCGCUUCCCAGACCGCAUUGAAUGCUCCCGUGGACACAUUGGUUUCUCCACCACCGCUGCCUGCGAAGGAUACUCUCAUCGACCACGAAGUGGCGAGCUUGCCCGACGAGUCGAAACAUGCCGGGCCGAUGAACACGUUCCGUCAAUCGCUGCAGAAGAUGAAUCAGUGGAAAAGGAAGGGAGACGACAACUCCGCCGUCGCUGGACCAAGCGAUGCACCAGCCAUGCCACCUCCGGUUGGCAAUGAGCUGCAGGCACCGCUCCUGCCGCCUCCGCGUCAGGACCGCGCUCGCACGCCAAAUCCCGCGGCGACGCCCAGGAGCGCCAUCAACUCCAACAUCGAUCUUGCCAUCCGGGCAUGUAAGGAGGAACGGAACGACACGCUGAGGAAUCGGCAGCAUGUCCAGAUGGUCAAAGAGUCUCUGAACGAAGGUUACUGUGAUGUUUCCGGGCAUCCCACUGACAUGGCUCUAGCUGGUGAAAUGGGCGGCAUCAAGGUUUUCGUUGCCAAAGACGUUCCCGAUAUGAAGUCCUUCAUGAAGACCAAGUCUGAAUCCCUGGCUCGCUUUAUUUACACCAUUCGGCCUCUGCAGGAAGUGUAUACCCUCCCGCCUACCAGUCUGCACAUCUUCUAUGACCGCGCCGGCGAGCUCAUCGCUUUCAACCGAUCUGCGAGUCUGUUCCUCAACCUAAGAUACUUCGAGCAGUGGCAUGACGCGGAAGUUCAGGCGGGUAUCCUGAUGAACGCGUAUAUUUCAUGGUACUUCACACUUGCUCACGAGAUCGCACACAACCUAGUCAAGGAACACAACUCGGAGCAUGAGUUCUACUUCUCUUCGAUCUGCGAGCAAUAUUUGCCCUCCUUCAUGAAGUUGGUAUCGGGUGGUGGCAGAUGA
Molecule: messenger RNA, 5208 nt
Organism: Epithele typhae
Lineage: Eukaryota; Fungi; Basidiomycota; Agaricomycetes; Polyporales; Epitheliaceae
Exons: 28
Coding region: 1-5208 (1735 amino acids)
Source: RefSeq, a predicted model, not a curated record